CUUAUUCAAUGUUAUCGUAAGUAAACUCCGCUUCGAUAGGCAAUGAUUUUAACAUGAACAAUAAAAAGCAUAGACUGACUCAGUCGCGCGCACUAUCGGCACGGCGACCGUUGCCGCGAACGCGUUCCAUAUUCAAACUACAAUUCCAUAAUUAAAUACGAAAAGUGUUCUAAUUUUUUUAAAUAUUUUUUUUUUAAUAAUAGUGUUGUGUUUUGAAAGAUGGAUCCCGAAAAAAAACAAACUUCCGAAGUGUCAGUGGACGAUAUUUUGACAAUUUUGGGACCUUUCGGAAAAUUCAAUGUUUAUAGUUACAUUUUGAUACUGUUCCCUGUGUUUUUGGCGGGAAUGUAUUCGUCGGUUUAUAAUUUUGAAGUUAUGGAUCUGAAAUAUAGAUGUUCAGUACCAGAAUGCGAGGACAACCCCGAUCACAUCAACUUCACUAUACCCCACGGCAAUGACGGGGUUCCUGCCAAAUGUCUGCGCUACGCCCCUUUCUCCAACGUGUCACAGUACAACUCCAGUCAGUGUUCCCCACACCAUUAUGACACGUCCACUGAGAUUGAGUGUGAUUCCUACGUGUAUUUGGAAGAACAUUCUAUUGUUAAAGAGUUCGAUCUCGGCUGCCAAGACUGGAAGCGAUCCUUAGUAGGCACAGUUCACAACGCCGGUUUCUUCAUCGCCAUACCAUUGACAGGACUCAUCUCUGACAAAUAUGGCCGCCGUCCCGCCAUAGUGUUCGCGGCAGUCGCGAACGGAAUCUUCGGAGUCAUUCGGGCAUUGUCGGUUAAUUACAAUAUGUUCGUUGUGUUCGAAUUUUUGGAACCGGCAUUUGGGGGAGGAGUUUAUACGGCCUGUUUUGUGCUUGCCUUAGAACUGGUGGGACCCAAAGGCAGAGUCUUCGUCAGCCUCCUCUUCAACACCAUGUUCAUCCUCGGAGGAGUCACAGUAACCCUACUAUCCUGGUGGCUGCUAAACUGGAGAUACCUUCUCUUCAUCAUCUACACUCCAGCAGUCUUCGUUUUCAUCUACAUCUGGACUUUAACAGAAAGUUUCCGUUGGCUAUUCAGUAAGGGAAGAUACGAAGAAGGUCUGAACGUCCUCAGCAAAUCCGAAAAGAUGAACAAUGCUAACGUACCAAAAGACCACUACGAGCAAGUUGAAAAGCAUGCCACCAAACAGAGAGACGAGAGAAAGUGUGAGAACGUGGAAAGAAACCAGUCUACCUUCAACCAACUCCUUACAUCUCCUAUGAUUUGGAAAAGACUGUUUACCUGUUCUUUUCUGUGGAUUUCUUCAACUCUGGUCUACUAUGGGCUCUCUAUAAACGCCAUAGAGUUAUCUGGGAAUAGUUAUGUGAAUUAUAUAGUGAUCUUAGUGAUUGAGGCGCCAGCGAAUGUCUGCAAGUUGAUAUUCUUGGACAGAUUUGGCAGAAAAAGGGUGAUAGCCACUGCGUUCUUUUUGACUGGAUUGAUUUUGAUCAAUUAUGGAUUUGUUCCAGCCGGCAACUGGUCAAUACUCCUAUACCUGGGUGGAAAGUUCUUCAUAACGCUAGCAUACAACUCCCUAUACGUAUUCGCAGCUGAAGUAUUUCCCACAAACUAUAGAACAUCACUUCUAGCCAUGUGUUCAACCAUUGGCAGAAUAGGUUCUACUGUGGCACCGCAAACUCCUUUGCUUACGAGGUUCUAUAUAUACCUCCCAACAAUGAUAUUCGGAGGCAUGGCAGCCAUAUCUGGCUUUCUAGUACUUACCCUACCAGAGACAAACAAUCAGAAACUACCAGACUCCUUGAAAGAAGCUCAAGAUCAAGACAAAAAGAAGGCUGAGGAACCCAUAGAGAAGACCGUAGACAACAAAACUAGAUUAUAGAAGUUUAUGAAGUUAGACAAUUUUGGAACAAACUUGUGAACUAGACAGUAUAUUUUGAAAAUAUUUUGCCUUAUGUGAGAAGGCAAGUAACUAUGUUUAUUUUUAUUUGGGAAAGUCAUGAAAGCACUGUUGUAGUAAUAACUGCCUAGCCUGUGAAAAGCCUGAAUAUUCAGGACUAUUGCCAAGUGACAUUCGGUUACUGUUUUUUAAUGUUACCGGUAUUUUACCAAAUAAAGUAUUAAUUAACAAGUUUUUCAGUAAAACAUAAUGCACUGACUAAACCAAAAUAGAUUUAAAUCUAUUCUAAAAUUAUUAAAAAAACCUU
This is a messenger RNA of Helicoverpa armigera (cotton bollworm), 2194 nucleotides long. Its product is annotated as organic cation transporter protein. The transcript has 6 exons. Gene Ontology annotation, cellular component: membrane. Lineage: Eukaryota; Metazoa; Arthropoda; Insecta; Lepidoptera; Noctuidae. Bases 220 to 1869 code for a protein of 549 amino acids. Gene Ontology annotation, molecular function: transmembrane transporter activity. The record is from RefSeq and is a predicted model, not a curated record. Gene Ontology annotation, biological process: transmembrane transport.